Molecule: messenger RNA, 1359 nt
Organism: Syzygium oleosum
Lineage: Eukaryota; Viridiplantae; Streptophyta; Magnoliopsida; Myrtales; Myrtaceae
Product: mitochondrial uncoupling protein 5-like
Exons: 1
Coding region: 252-1223 (323 amino acids)
Biological process (GO): oxaloacetate transport; malate transmembrane transport; mitochondrial transport
Cellular component (GO): mitochondrial membrane
Molecular function (GO): sulfate transmembrane transporter activity; thiosulfate transmembrane transporter activity; malate transmembrane transporter activity
Source: RefSeq, a predicted model, not a curated record
UCCCUUCUCCAUCUCUCGAAUCCCCACACAGUAAACACACGCUCCUCUUCUCUUAUAUGUCUCAGAGACCCACCGUCCCUCACUCCUCCUCCGUCGCCUUCGGCCUCCAUUCCCACCUCCUCGUCUCCACCGAGCUGAACCCUAAUUCCUACUGGUCUUAACCCGAACACCCUCCAUCGAAAAAGCCCUAUUCUUUCAUUCCUUUUGCUCCCCAAGGUUGAGCCUUUUUGUUGCUGCUCGUCGGUGCCAUCAUGGGUGUCAAGGGAUUUGUCGAAGGUGGUAUUGCUUCCAUCGUCGCCGGUUGCUCCACCCACCCGCUCGACCUCAUCAAGGUCCGGAUGCAGCUCCAGGGCGAGUCCCUCCCCGCGGCGCCCACCCAGGCCGCCCACAGCCUGCGCCCCGCCCUCGCCUUCCAUUCCCCGGCGAUCUCCGCCGCCCGCGUCCACGUCCCCCCGCCGCCGCCGCCGCGCGUGGGACUCGUGUCCGUCGGCGUCCGCAUCGUCCGGGCCGAGGGCGUGGCCGCGCUGUUCUCCGGCGUGUCCGCCACCGUGCUCCGGCAGACCCUCUACUCCACCACCCGGAUGGGGCUGUACGACAUCCUCAAGCAGAAGUGGUCCGACCCGGGGACCAACACCCUGCCCCUGACGCGCAAGAUCACCGCCGGCCUCGUGGCCGGGGCCAUCGGCGCGAUGGUCGGGAACCCGGCCGACGUGGCCAUGGUCCGGAUGCAGGCGGACGGGCGGCUCCCGGUGCACCAGCGCCGGAACUACCGGAGCGUGGUGGACGCCCUCGCGAGCAUGUCCAAGCAGGAGGGGGUAGCGAGCCUGUGGCGCGGGUCCAGCCUCACGGUGAACCGCGCCAUGGUGGUGACCGCGUCCCAGCUCGCGACCUACGACCAGGUCAAGGAGGCCAUCCUGGACAGCGGGGCGAUGCGGGACGGGCUCGGGACCCACGUGACGGCCAGCUUCGCCGCCGGGUUCGUGGCCGCGGUGGCGUCGAACCCGAUCGACGUGAUCAAGACCCGGGUGAUGAACAUGAAGGUGGAGCCGGGGCAGGCGCCGCCGUACGCCGGGGCGCUGGACUGCGCCAUGAAGACGAUCAGGGCGGAGGGGCCGAUGGCCCUGUACAAGGGGUUCAUACCCACCAUCUCGAGGCAGGGCCCGUUCACCGUGGUGCUGUUCGUGACCCUCGAGCAAGUCCGGAAAAUUCUCAAGGACUUCUGAUUCGCGAGGACUGACCUGACGACGACGAUGAUGACGACAAAGAUUUUAUAGGACUAUUGAUUUUGCUACCGUGUUUCUUGCUGUUGUUCUUUGUUCAUUAAUCUGAAGAUGAAAUCAAAUUGGUGUUUCGACUCUA